Molecule: messenger RNA, 801 nt
Organism: Penicillium oxalicum
Lineage: Eukaryota; Fungi; Ascomycota; Eurotiomycetes; Eurotiales; Aspergillaceae
Exons: 3
Coding region: 1-801 (266 amino acids)
Biological process (GO): vacuolar proton-transporting V-type ATPase complex assembly
Cellular component (GO): Vma12-Vma22 assembly complex; extrinsic component of endoplasmic reticulum membrane
Source: RefSeq, a predicted model, not a curated record
AUGUCCGAACUACCCACCCCGCCACCAUCUCGUCCGGGAUCAGAGGCUCCUGAAACCGCGACAAAGACGGUUGAAGCCUCGGCGGAGCUGUUGCAGUCUCUAGACCUUCUACUGGAGAGCUACUUGCACCUGUUAGAUCGCCAGCAGGCAUUGCAAUCGGGGCUCUCGAAAAGCCUUGCAUCGGGGUUCCUCUCCCUGGCUCAUGCAAAUUAUACCUGUCCUCCAGGGCGCCGGUAUGGCGCGGACUAUUACGAUGAACGAAUGAAGGCCACGCGCAGAAUAUCUAUUCACACCAAGCCCGCUCAAGGUCCAUCUAACGAUUCCCCGACGGACGAAGAGCCUGUCAGCGAACUCACUGCCCGAAACCUCGGCUAUACCUUUACUGUUGGGGAGGUGAAGAAGCAAGAAGUCGAUCAAUCUUCCAGCGAGGCAGACGCAACAGAGAAAUCCUCAUUGGAAGCUUCCGAGCACGAAGCUACUGCGAACGAGCCCCCCACACAUCAAACUACCGGCGAAUCCGAGCAACCAUCAUCCGAAGACUCGCCAGAGGACGAGUCCACGGAAAAAGCAACCAAGCCUCGUCGCAAAAGGUUUCACUCCGACAACCCGCUUCACUGGUAUGGCAUUCUGGUGCCAGCAUCACUGCGCUCCGCCCAAAAGUCGUUUACGGAGGGCAUACAAACUCAGGUUCCGGAUUUGGCCGGUACAAUCGUCGAGAUGCGUGGGCUCGAGCAAAAGAUUCGCCAGGUUCGCGCGAAAAUUGGCAUUGACACAAGAGGAGACGUGGUGGAAGAGCCAUAA